AUGCUCUUCUUCAGUUUUUUCAAGACGCUCACGAAUCACACGGUCACCAUUGAGCUUAAGAACGAUAUCCGUAUCCGUGGCACUCUCAAAAGUGUCGACCAAUACCUUAAUAUAAAGCUGGAUGAUAUUGAGGUUCUAGACCUAGACCAAUAUCCGCAUCUCUCGAGCGUGAAGAAUAUAUUUGUCAGAGGCAGUGUUGUCCGCUAUGUUGUUUUGCCGCAGGCAGAGGUAGAUCGGGGUUUACUGGAAGAUGCUACAAGGAGAGGUUUGUAA
Paracoccidioides brasiliensis Pb18 is the source of this 273-nucleotide messenger RNA. RefSeq lists its product as uncharacterized. Gene Ontology annotation, molecular function: RNA binding. Gene Ontology annotation, biological process: mRNA splicing, via spliceosome. The transcript has 2 exons. Bases 1 to 273 code for a protein of 90 amino acids. Gene Ontology annotation, cellular component: Lsm1-7-Pat1 complex; U4/U6 x U5 tri-snRNP complex; U6 snRNP. The record is from RefSeq and is a predicted model, not a curated record.